AAAUUCUUAAUAUAUUGAAACAACUCAACAGCCAACGGCUUAACUUCGCGGCAAGUUGCAUGUGGCCACACAAAGCCAUACAGAUUAAAUUCAGAAUCCGUAAUUCAGAUUUGGGGUUCUCUUUUCAUGCGCAGCAGUCUACUCUUUAGGAUCUCUUGACUACUACAGUUUCUGUCUACUUAAUCAUUGAUUUUUAGCCACUUGUGCCUGCCGCCAGACCCUGCCGCCACCGACCGCCAAAGCCAGCCAAGCCAAUUUAGUUAUUGCUUCUCAAACAGUAAUAACUGCACCUGAACUACACCUCAUUUUUUUUUGCUUCUGAAUCCACCUCAACUCCUCACGACUAUAUAACGCCCCCUCUUCUACUCGAAGCUCCUCCUCCUCCUGCUCUUUUUUCUAUACAUUUUAAAGAGAGCCUGUACAGCAGCUGCGAUACCCCUCCUCGUCAACACCGCUUUUUGUCUCAUCCAAGACCAGCCAGUCACCAAGGGGUCCACUACCCACUGUACUACACUGUACUACGCGCACUCCAUACAAACCAGCAUUGGCUUCCCUGGCCCUGCGAAAUAUCGGAUGUUGCCCGAACGCGCAUCCUACGGUCAUUCAUGAUCAGGCGCAUGAUUGCCGAGUCAUCAUACCUGUAGCUGGAACGCUACGCGCAAUCGCGCAAUAUGUCAGGAGACCGUUCUCACUGGGAUUCACGGCAAAAUUCGCCCCGGAGUCCACACCGAGGCGGCCGCGGUGGUGGCCGAGGUCAAUAUCGAGGACGCGGGCGAGGAUCGUAUCAUGAAGACCGAAGUCGGGAGGACCAGGACGAACGAGAGCGAGAACGGCGCGCUGCUGCUGCGGAAAACUACCGGAAUAAUCGAGGGCAAUAUUCGCCUGCGGAAUAUCGUGACCGUAACAGAGACAAUGGCACGUCUCGGGACUCGAGCGAGCACGGAUAUCGUCGAACGUUACCAAAACCACAAGAGUCGACUCCUUCAACCCCUACUAGGUGCGGACUAGGCACUGAGUUCGCGUCAGCAAUACAGUCGUUGGCUGAGUGGACCACAGAGGAGAAAAAUUUACGUCUCAGGUGCGAACGGGCGAGGCAAGACUGCGAUGAGGCAAGGUAUAUUUUCGAUUCAGGGAAGCCUACACAUUCCCAAUUUCCUAUUGAGGCGGAAAGAGCAAAAGAAAGAUAUGCUAAGGAAAAGUCGGCGCUUGAAGCUUUGGAGGCAAAGUUGAAAGAGGCAAAUUCCAAGAUAUCCAGCACCACCACGGUCGUGGCGCAACACUAUGAUUCCCUUAUUUCUUCCAAAGGUGGAGCGAGAUCGUUUCAGCUUGGCACUGGGAUCGAGAAUGGGUUAUCAGAAGCUGACGAUAAGUUUUUGAAGCUCGAAAGGGAUAUGAAAGCCGAGAACCGGAAGCUUCAGGAGGAAUUUGAUUUGCGUCUUAAAGGUGCCGAAGAUAGGAUAAGGAGCGACUCUCGUGACCAGGUGGUCGCCAUGAAUUCAUCUAUAUUAAGCAAAACCGAUAAUCUCCUUACGCUUAGCAGAGACGUCCUUGAGCUUAAGAAGCACUCAGACUAUCACAAAAAUCAGCUCAGUCAACAGCAGGAUCAGCUGAGAGAAUACAAAACUGCCAUCAAGAAGCUUGGUGGAGCACCAGUUAAUGGGUAUUCAAGCGACGCUCCUUCUCCAGGCGAUGAGAAGACUCUCAUGCGCAUCCAGUCAGUGGAGACUCAAUUGGCUGCCGAACAUUCGUCAAAUCUAAAGCUAGCAUCUCGAAUCGAAACUGUCGAACAGGUACAAACCACUAAUACGUUGGCAAUGCAACAAGAGAUCCAACUUGCCGUUGCUAAUACGUCAAGCUUGGAGCUCGUACCAAGAAUCGAUGCUAUCGAAAGGAGCCAAGCCGCUAUGUUGCAAAUACAAGAUAAUUUUGAACAGCUGCAACACAACGUCGGUGGCUUUGAUGAUGAUCUAAGCCGCCAUGACCAGAGAAUCAAAGCCUUGGAGAGUUCUUCAGAUAGACCUCAAUUGUCGGAUACCACUGGUCCCGGAAAUGACACUACUCCUGUUGCAAGCCUAGUAACGCAACAGAUAAAUGCUCUUAAGAAUUAUAUGAGCGAAAGCAUUGUGGAGAUCAAAGCAUCACAGGAUGCUUCUGACGGAGCGCAUGGGUCACUAAUACAAGGGUUACUUGGCAAUGUCUCAACAAUGGAGGCUAGGGUGGCUGGAUUAAUGAAUGGCGUCGAAGCACUUCAUGCUCAACAAAAGGCCACGUUUGACGAGUUAAGGCAGUUGUUGAGAAGGGUUGGGUCCCUGGAGUCUGACUUCGUUCAUAUGAAACCUGUCAAGGCUGUAGCACCGUUAAACGGAUCGGAGAAUGCGGCCUCUGCAUCUACAACCGGUUUUCUUCAAAAUGGCGUUCACGCACCAGGGAUUGAUUGGGGCCCAGCUCUAAAUUCUUUGAGUAGUGAAGUGGCCGAUAUCAAUCGCAGACUGGCCGAAACUAAGCAAUUCGAAGCUGGAAUCAACAUGGGUAUACGGAACUUGGACACGCGGAUGAAUAACAUCUUUACCGAUCAUCUCUCUAAGCAGAUCCUUGGGCAGCUCCAAACGGUGUAUCCGAAUCUCGUCCAGGUUGAAACUCUUGUCCGAGACUUAAACACUCGUAUGGGACUCGUCGAAGGCACCUUUCACAAUCAUACCGAGAGUAUUGGCUACAUCAGAGAUUCUCAGGACGCGGUUCAAGGUAGGCUACGAACCUGGGAGAGUAACUAUACCACGGCGAUUGCAAAUUUAUCGACGGCGGUAGACUCUGUUAGAGACUCCGUUCAUAUCCUACAAUCCCCGGGUGUUGGCUUUAGGACGCCUGGUGGGAGCAACGAACAGGACGCGAUUCAGGGUAGGCAACAAGCCGGGGAUAAUAACUAUACCACGACGAUUGCAAAUUUAUCGGCGGCGGUAGACUCUAUUAAAGGAUCCGUUUCUAUCCUACAGUCCCAGGCUGAUGGCUCUAAAGCUUAUUUAAAGGAAGAAAUGACGGUGCGGAUGGACUCGCUAUUCAAAGACCUUAAGGAACAUAUUGAGGCAGUAUCCAAACGUUUGCAGAGGCAGAUUGAGGAUAUUGAGCACCUAAUCGAGUUCGAUGAGGAUGGAAAAGUGCAGUCAGUGAAAGAAGCGAUCCACGUUCUCACGGAGAACUAUGGGAAGAUGAUGGGAGAGUUCGACGCGCUUGAUUACCAAGUGCAAAAGCUUAAGGCGGAAUCUGCCUCGAGCCGUGAAGGCAGUGCCGUCAAUCAGCCGCAGGUUGGCAAGGUACAAGAAACCGUGCCAUCUGCCUCUGGCCCUAGGGCUGUUUCGACAGCACUCCCUUCCCCUGCGUCGUUAAUAUCUAGGCAGUCUGGAAACAAGCGCAGUGCUCCGUCUUCGCCUUCGGCUAGGUCACAAGUGUCUGGUCAGAAGCAAACAAGCAAGAGGAGACGAGAGGCCCAAGGGCCAUUUGUGUUCUCGGAUGGGGACCAGGAGUAGGGUGUUAGCUAGGGAAGCUAAGAAAUGGCGUUUCAGGAGGUCGAGAUUCAAGAAGAGCGCUUCUUACAUUUACUUUUUUAGCGAGACGUUCAUGGCUACUGUCCGACACAAAAGUUCAUUUGGGCUUAUUGCUUGCUGUCAACAAUGCAGUACCAAUUUUGCUUUAAAUGCACGAAAGCGAAAUAUACGACCAUACGAUUUUAAAGGCUGCAGUGGCUCUAGCUGCUAAGUCGGUCACGACAGAACAUCAAUCACCUAUAAUGCAGCAAGUUGCCUUACUACAUUUUUAAUCAUCUGGCUUCUAUUAGAGCGAAGGAAUAGGUGGUUGCAGCUUAGAGAGGGGAGUUGGCGUUUUCAGAGAUACCAACCUAUUACUAUUGUUACAUAGGCACAAUAAUACAAGACAACGAUGCAACAAGAACAAAGACAACAUCUAAAGCUAAGGGAACAUAUAAUAAAUGGACAACAUUAUGAUUCCUUAUUGUAAUCUAGUAGCAGUUAUGCUCCUUUAACUACUAUUUCAUCUCCCC
Molecule: messenger RNA, 4051 nt
Organism: Pseudogymnoascus verrucosus
Lineage: Eukaryota; Fungi; Ascomycota; Leotiomycetes; Thelebolales; Thelebolaceae
Exons: 3
Coding region: 672-3521 (949 amino acids)
Source: RefSeq, a predicted model, not a curated record